Molecule: messenger RNA, 552 nt
Organism: Colletotrichum destructivum
Lineage: Eukaryota; Fungi; Ascomycota; Sordariomycetes; Glomerellales; Glomerellaceae
Exons: 2
Coding region: 1-552 (183 amino acids)
Source: RefSeq, a predicted model, not a curated record
AUGCAAAAUCAGACCUCCCCCUCGGCAAGCACCCUCUUCUUUAAUACUCAUCAAAGAGUUCAUCCAAGGGUUCAUGUUUCUGGGCCGGCCACAGCAAAUUCCAUACAUCUUAAUCAUCCACACCUCGUCUCCCUCAAUUGGUUCAUGAGACUGGAUUCCUGGGGUAGUAGGAGCACAACUAUCCCUCAGACGGAAAAGCGACUUGGACCCGGGAUCUCGAGUCUCUCGGGCACCUGGAGGCACGAGGCAUCAUCGCAUCCGACUCCUACCAGCGCCCGGAAUCCAACCAUGCGAUUAAACAAAGUCAGCAUCGCCCUAAAUCUGAUCGUUCGGCUCCGGUAUUCCACGAACGAACCCUCCGACAGGAAAGCCUUUUCGCCAAUCCGAUGGUGGGUGCUCAGCGACAGCAUGUUCUUCCCCAUCGAGAAAGCCUGUAAAGCGCAUACGCCACCGCGGUCGCGACAGGAGUCCUUGCUUUCUAUCGACAAUAGCUCAGAAGAGUCUUCAACCCAGGCCCUUUCGUAUCGGCCUCUCGAGCACGCACAAGAGUAG